Messenger RNA from Diospyros lotus (date-plum), 2955 nucleotides. RefSeq lists its product as uncharacterized. Bases 381 to 2666 code for a protein of 761 amino acids. The record is from RefSeq and is a predicted model, not a curated record. The transcript has 4 exons. NCBI's taxonomy places the organism in Eukaryota, Viridiplantae, Streptophyta, Magnoliopsida, Ericales, Ebenaceae.
CUCUCUCUCUCUAUAUAUAUAUAUAUAUAUGGACACACACACACAUACACACACAACGUAUCGCAUAGACAACGGUAUAUUCGAGCUAUAUAUGUUCGUAUUGAUGAAUAAUACAUAUUCCGUUUGAUUCUCUUCUUGUUCUUCAGUUACCUAAUUUUGCAAUCUUCUUAUCUAAUCUGAUAGACGAUAUUCCCCGAAGAUCUUCUGAAACCCAAUCCUUUAUUUCAAUAUUCAAAUUCAGAAAUCAAAUCCACAAACCCAUAUCCGAAACCCACCAACACAUUCGGCAAUCUCGUUCUAUUUCACUCUGUACUCCGAUUACUGACCCGUUUGGUUCAAUUUUUUCAUUUGAACCAAACCGAAAUUAGUUCAGUGUAGCGAUGGUGGUGAGGAUGAUGAAGUGGAGGCCGUGGCCGCCUCUCGGCCUUCUCCCGACGAAGAAAUUCGAAGUCCAGAUCGUCGUUUUCCGCCUUGAAGGACUCAGUGUAUCGCAGGAAAACCGGCCGGGAAUUCAAGAUUUUGGGCGAUUGGUUGUUGAGAUAAAGUGGAAGGGUUCGAAGAGUAAUGGACUGAGUUAUUUGAGGCGAAGUGUGAGAAGGAACUAUACAAAGGAGGAGGGCUUGAGGGAGGAUGGGAUUGUGGAAUGGAACGAGGAGUUUAGGAAUGUUUGCAGCUUCGGGGUACACAAGGAGGGCUUCUUUCAUCCUUGGGAAGUGGCAUUUACCGUCUUCAAUGCUGUGAGCCAAGGACACAUUAACAAGGUACCUGCUUUUGCAACUGCAUCGUUGAACCUUGCAGAUUUUGUCUCUGUAAAAGAAGAAAAAUCCCUUCAAAUCAGCAUUCCUCUCUGCGUCCAUGGCCAAAGCGUUGAGGGUAGCCCCUUAAUUUGUUUCUCUCUCAGUUUUUUAGAAUUGAGCACUGGCCAGGGACCUUCAGAAAUAGUGCAUGGAUCAGUAGCAUCUCUUCCUCUGGCACCUUCUCCAGAGGCUUUAUCAAAGGAGAAAGAUGAGGUUUCUGCUCUUAGAACAGGUCUACAAAAGGUGAAAGUUAUUACCCGAUAUGCUUCAGUCCAAAGAGAGAAAAAGGCAUCUCAUGAAGAAGAGAGCAGCGAUGGGAGGAGUUCUGUCAGAAGUGAGGGUGCUGAAUACAAUUACCAAUUUGAUACAGACUCGCCUGAUGAUCUUAAUGAAGGUGAAUCAGAGGAAGGUAAUGAGGAUUUUAGGAUUGGGAACUCAGUCGGUUAUGGUUCAUUGCCAUAUACAAAUUUUGCUGGAGCGUCAUUUUACUCAAAUGCAAACACUAGUGAAGAUGAGGACUGGAUCUAUUAUAGCAACCACAGAUCACAUGUGGGGAGUUUCCAUGCUCAGGACCUGACUGCAUCAGUCUCUGAUCAGUACUUUUCUCAGAGUUCGAAGCGCAGCUUUCUCCCAUGGAAGAGGAGGAAGUUGAGCUUCAGAUCUCCUAAAGGCAAGGGAGAGCCUCUGCUGAAAAAAGAUUAUGGAGAAGAAGGUGGAGAUGACAUUGAUUUUGAUCGUCGACAACUUAGUUCUUCUGAUGAAUCCACUCUUGGGUUGCACAAGGCAAAGGGGGAUCCAACUGCAGCAUCAGUCUCUGAAUUUGGGGAUGACAAUUUUGCUGUGGGAAGCUGGGAGAACAAGGAAGUAACAAGCCGUGAUGGAUGCAUGAAGCUCCGAACCCAAGUUUUCUUUGCAUCGAUUGAUCAAAGGAGUGAACAGGCUGCUGGUGAGAGUGCAUGCACAGCCCUGGUGGCCGUCAUUGCCGAUUGGUUCCAUUCCAAUUGUGACCAAAUGCCGAUCAAGUCUCAACUUGACAGCCUGAUCCGAGAAGGUUCGCUGGAAUGGAGGAAUCUCUGUGAGAAUGUGACUUACAUGGAACGCUUUCCCGACAAGCACUUUGACCUUGAGACAGUACUCCAGGCUAGAAUCCGUCCUCUCUGUGUGGUCCCAGAGAAGUCCUUCAUUGGGUUCUUCCAUCCAGAAGGACUGGAAGAGAUUGAAGGCUUUGACUUCCUCCAUGGUGCUAUGUCCUUUGACAACAUCUGGGAUGAGAUCAGUCAAUUUGGUUCAGACAAUGCCUGCAAUUGUGACCCUUUGGUCUAUGCUGUAAGCUGGAAUGACCAUUUUUUCGUCUUGAAAGUUGAACAAGACGCGUACUACAUCAUUGACACAUUGGGCGAGAGGCUCUAUGAGGGAUGCAACCAGGCAUAUGUCCUCAAAUUUGACAAAGACACAACAAUACGACAUUUACCCAAAGAGAAUCAACCAGCGGAUGAUAAAGCAGCAGAUGAGAAGACCCAGCCUGAAAAACCCAACGAAAUGACACAGCCUGACAACCUCAAGGAGGCCUUGAGUGAUAGGUCAGAGAUUGUAAUCCCUAACGAGUCAGGUACUAGCGAGGAUGAAGAAACUGUUGUGUGCAAAGGCAAAGAAUCUUGCAAGGAGUACAUUAAGAGCUUCUUGGCUGCAAUUCCUAUUAGGGACUUGCAGGUUGAUUGCAAGAAGGGAUUGAUGGCCUCGACACAUCUUCAUCAGAGGCUGCAAAUUGAGUUCCACUAUCUGCAGUGUUUGCAGCCUGCUGUGGCUCAGUUUUCUUCAACAGAAGCACCAGCUGAUGCACUGGAAAUCUCUACACUGGCAGUUGGUUAGGGCCAAAUCUUUUACAGCUCUGUUAAUUAUCAAGUGUUAAUAGUCUAACCACCUUUCCCUUUUGUCUUAUUGUUGAUGAAUGAGUUGAGAUUGUACAGCUUAUUUCAUCCUUGUAAUUUUCUUAGCCAUCAAUCUCCUUUUUAAAGGAAUGGACUGUCUCUAAUUGUCACUUUUACCAUCUCCUUCUGGAAUGAUGAUGAUGAUGAUCAUAAAUGAACUGUUUAUACUGCAAAUUAGCCCUGCUAUUUUGCUUGACUUUCUGGUGCUAAUCAAGCUUCCGUGUUAUCAA